This is a messenger RNA of Cinclus cinclus, 744 nucleotides long. RefSeq names its product basic proline-rich protein-like. Lineage: Eukaryota; Metazoa; Chordata; Aves; Passeriformes; Cinclidae. Bases 1 to 744 code for a protein of 247 amino acids. The transcript has a single exon. The record is from RefSeq and is a predicted model, not a curated record.
AUGGCCCCGCCCCUCUCCCGUUGCCAUGGCGGCCCCGCCCCGCGCGGUCACGUGACGCGGCCGCGCGCAGGGCGCCCCCCGCCGCCGGACGCGCCCGCGAUGCUGCGCCCGCCCGGGCCCGGUGGGUGCGGGACCCCCGAGAUCCCUCCCGGGACCCCCCGGCAACGCCCCGGCCUCCCCGCCGCGCCCCCGCCCCAGCCUAGCCCCCGGCAGCCCCGCUCUGCCCGCGCCCCCUGCCCCGGGCCUGCUGCUGCUUCCACCGCAGCGACCCCCCCGGGCCCCUCCCCGGGCCUGUCCGAUCCCCUCGGGCCUCAGCCGGACCCCCGAACCCCCCGGGCCUUAUCGGGACUCACCGACCCCCCAGGGCCCCUUCCCGGGUCUCAGCGGGAGCCCUCACGGACUCCCGGGCCUGUCCUGUCACCGCCCGGGCCUCGUCGGGACCCCCCGGGCCUGUCGCGCCUUCCUCGGGCCCCGUCGGGACUCCCUAGGUCCACCGGGCCUGUUCAGCUCCCCCCAUUCCGGGCCGCAUCCCCCAUCCCCCACCCUGACCCCCCCGCCUGGAGCCCCUCGGGGGGAUGGGGGGAUGGGGGACACCAGGGGUGGGGGGGGAACAGCGGCGUGUUCAGCCCCCCCGAUCCGCAGGGACCCUCCCAGGGACCUAUGGCUGGGAAAACAGCCCUCGACACCCGGCCCGGGGAUGCUGAGCGGGUUUGGGGGGACCGGGGACCCCAAAGGAGCCGGUGA